UUCCGCCUUCAGUUUGCUACAUGAGGGAGGCGGAGCCGCAGUGGGGGCGCGCCUUAUUUGCAUCAUUUCCGGUGAGCCCAGCAGUGACCACGGCAACAUGGCCUUGAACGGUGCAGAUGUCGAUGAUUUCACCUGGGAGCCUCCGACUGAAGCUGAGACGAAGGUGCUGCAGGCGCGACGGGAGCGGCAGGAUCGCAUCUCUCGUCUCAUGGGCGACUACCUGCUCCGUGGUUACCGCAUGCUAGGCGACACGUGCGCGGACUGCGGGACGAUCCUCCUCCAAGAUAAACAGCGGAAAAUCUACUGCGUGGCUUGUCAGGAGCUCGACUCAGACGUGGAUAAAGAUAACCCGGCUCUGAAUGCACAGGCAGCCCUCUCUCAAGCUCGGGAACACCAGCUGGCCUCUACUACAGAGCCUGCCUCCAGCUCUCGGCCCCCAUCCCAGCCACCAGUACCCCGUCCAGAGCACUGUGAGGGAGCUGCAGCAGGGCUCAAGGCAGCCCAGGGGCCUCCUCUUCCUGCUGCACCUCCAAAUGCAGACGUGGUGGCUUCCACACAGACAGCCCUCCUACAGAAGCUAACCUGGGCGUCAGUCGAGCUGGGCUCUAGCGCUUCCUUGGAGACUAGUAUCCAACUUUGUGGGCUUAUCAGGGCUUGUGCUGAGGCCCUGGGCAGCCUGAAGCAGCUGGAGCACUGAGGCCUCUACCCUCACCCCUGUUCCCCCUGAGAAAAACCCUCUAGAAAAACAGCUUUUCCUCCGUGUGGUCUGUUCCUUUCUUGCCUCUGAGUGUGCAUGCAAGCCCAGCUCUGCUCGACGUUUUUUCUUAUUUUUGGUAUCUCACCUUUCCAUGGUCUUUUUCUACCUGAAUGGAGAGGUUCUACAUUCAGGACAAGAUGUAAAUGAUAGGGAUAAAUGACACCUUAUUUUAAGGAGUGACCUCAGUCCCCUCAAAAGUUGGGUCACUAUCAUUGUCUCUGAUCCUAUACCCCCUUCAUCCACCUUUUGGACCUGAUUGCCAUUUGAAGUUUAGUCCCCUUGGUGGUUUCCUUUCCU
Messenger RNA from Rattus norvegicus (Norway rat), 1054 nucleotides. RefSeq names its product zinc ribbon domain containing 2 (gene Znrd2). Gene Ontology annotation, biological process: host-mediated suppression of viral genome replication; proteasome-mediated ubiquitin-dependent protein catabolic process. Lineage: Eukaryota; Metazoa; Chordata; Mammalia; Rodentia; Muridae. The record is from RefSeq and is marked provisional. Gene Ontology annotation, molecular function: ubiquitin-like ligase-substrate adaptor activity; protein sequestering activity; identical protein binding. The transcript is spliced from 4 exons. Bases 98 to 697 code for a protein of 199 amino acids.